Molecule: messenger RNA, 405 nt
Organism: Botrytis fragariae
Lineage: Eukaryota; Fungi; Ascomycota; Leotiomycetes; Helotiales; Sclerotiniaceae
Exons: 3
Coding region: 1-405 (134 amino acids)
Source: RefSeq, a predicted model, not a curated record
AUGGCUACAAUAUCCGAAAUAUCUCUGCCUCCACUUGAAAACAUACUCGAAGGCCAUUCAGUAGAUAUCGAUACCGAGUGUUUUCACGAUAGUCCGAAAUCAACUCAUCCUCUUUCUCCAGGGAGAAGAGGGAUUCUAGUUGCUAUCAUCCUUUUCGAAUGCUUCUUCGCCCCAGUCAAUAUUUUCGUCUUCCUCCUCUGGCUCCUCCUAUUUCCUGUCGGUCUUAUUUUGAGUACUGGAAUGAAUUCUCUGGGAAUCUUGGACAUCACCGAUCACUCAGGAGCGCGCUCUGGCACCUGGAUGCUGUAUACUCAUGUUUUACUUCUUCUCGUCGAUUCUUCAGAUAUCUUCAACUCUUCUUCCUCAAUGGAUUCCGAUAAUCCUGGACUGUGGACUCGGUCUUAG